Vespa crabro (European hornet) is the source of this 2040-nucleotide messenger RNA. Its product is annotated as tektin-3-like. The coding region runs from base 239 to 1753 and encodes 504 amino acids. Lineage: Eukaryota; Metazoa; Arthropoda; Insecta; Hymenoptera; Vespidae. The record is from RefSeq and is a predicted model, not a curated record. Gene Ontology annotation, cellular component: microtubule cytoskeleton; nucleus. The transcript has 9 exons. Gene Ontology annotation, biological process: cilium movement involved in cell motility; cilium assembly.
UUAUAGAAAAAAAGAGUAUUUGAAAAUUAAUUUAUGUAGACAUUUAAAUAUCAUUAUGCAUGUAACUAGAAAGCAUGACUAAUGUAUGUAAACUAAUGUUAUAUAUAAGAACUCUGAUAAUCAAUAAGAGGCUGGUACAAGUUGAUACGACAUAGAUACCUAUACAUCUAUAGAUAUAGUUAAGUUUUUGGUAUUCUUCUUAAAAGGAGGAAGGCACAAUAGUGUUCACUAUGACAGUAUGUACAUAGAGAAUCACAUGGAUGUACUUGGGAUAGGAAAAAGGCAAUUACAGCCAUGGAGUAUUGUUGGUACAUCUAUGCCAUACAUGGAAUCAAAAAUUCCUAUUCAUGUAAGCGAUUACAGUCGUACACAUCAUCUAUUACCUUGGAGACCUAAUACAGGAUUUGAAAAUAUUGAAGUUAUACCAUUGACUAGAAAAUGUAUAUCAAAUUAUCCAUUGGAUGCAACUAGUGGUACUAUGCACAAGCCAUUAAAGUUUCCUGAUUUAGUAACAGGAUGUCAUAGAGAUUCUGUGCAUACAUCUAAAGCAGCUCUUUAUACAAGAUAUACACCAAAUGAAUGGUUCCAAAAACAAAUUAAAUAUUAUAAUGAAGCAGAUUCUAAUAGACACUUAUCAGAAAGAUUGAGAAAGGAUGCUUUAAGAAUAGUUAGGAAUGCAGAAGAGAAAAUACAAUAUGGGCAAUUAGAUACUGGAAGAAGAUUGGGUGAAAGAAUAAAUGAUGUAUCCUUUUGGCGAAAUGAAAUUGUUUCAGAAUUGGAAAGAUUACUACAAGAAAUAGAAAGACUUCAGGAUUGUCGUUCUGUUUUAGAUAAAGCAAUAAGAGAUAUUGAUGGACCAUUACAUAUUGCAGAAGAAUGUCUUUAUCAUAGAGAAGCAAGAAAAGGGACAGAACUUGUUCAUGAUGAAUCAGAAAAAUGUUUGCUGAAAGAGAUAGAAAACUUAAAAAAUUGUCAAAGAAAUUUAGAUGUAUGCCUAGAUAAAUGUAAAGAUCAGUUGCGAAAUUGUAGAGCCUCACAAAAUCAAUUAGAAUUAGAUUUGAAAAACAAAGAAAGUGCAUUAGGUAUAGAUAUGAUGUGUCAUCAAUUGAAUAAUUAUAGCCAUGGACUACAAUAUUACACUGGAAUUGAAAAAUAUGAUCCUUGUCUCUCAGAACAAGAAUGUUGGGCAGAGGCAGCAAAUCGCAUAAUACAAAAAUCACAACACGAAAGAAAUAUGUCUAAUCAAUUGCGAACAAGUGCAGAAGCUCUUAUAAAUAAAGUGGCUCAAGAAAUGUGGGAUUCAUGGAGUACUACAAACAGUGCUUUGACGCAUAGAUCUUCUGAAUUACUUGAAGCUAAAAAUAAACUGCAACAACAUUUACAAAAAGUACAACAGGAAAUAUUUGAUGUUGAAAAAAAUAUGGAAUUAAUGCGUAAAGCUAUUGCUGAUAAAAGUCAUGCCAUUAAAGUUGCACAUACGAGAUUAGAGGCCAGAAUGCAUCGUCCAGAUUUGGAAUUAUGUCGCGAUAAUGUUCACUCAAGCCUUCAAAAAGAAAUUGAUGAAAUAGAUCAUCAAGUAAAACGUAUGCAUAAAGCUUUGAAAGAACUUGAGGAUCAACAUCAAAGAUUGUUAAGAACAAGGACUGCAUUGGAACAUGAUCUAGCUCUUAAAAUAGAUGCAAUAUAUAUUGAUAGAGAAAAGGUUUGCGGCCUAAGACGUGCAUAUCCAGUUAAUGCAUUAUUUAGAUUUUAAUUAGUAGUAAUAUAUACAUAUUUAAAGCUUUAAGCACACACAUAUAAUUAUUUAUAUAUAUAUAUAUAUGUAUAUAUAUAUAUAUAUAUAUAUAUAUAUAUAUAUAUAUAUCAGAUUAUAUAUUAGACUUUAUUGAAAUAAACAUACACCUAGAGAAAUCUAGAUUAAAAUUGAAAUUUAAAUGAUUCAAUUAAAAAAUCCACUAUAUUUCUUUUGUACAUUAUGAAAGGACAAACUUGUGUUUCAUUGCGAAGCUACGUAUUUUUUAAUAUAACUCGGCAAAGGAA